Messenger RNA from Xiphias gladius (swordfish), 3532 nucleotides. RefSeq names its product solute carrier family 26 member 6-like. The record is from RefSeq and is a predicted model, not a curated record. Lineage: Eukaryota; Metazoa; Chordata; Actinopteri; Istiophoriformes; Xiphiidae. Gene Ontology annotation, molecular function: chloride transmembrane transporter activity; bicarbonate transmembrane transporter activity; oxalate transmembrane transporter activity. Gene Ontology annotation, cellular component: membrane. The transcript is spliced from 19 exons. Gene Ontology annotation, biological process: transmembrane transport. Bases 115 to 2478 code for a protein of 787 amino acids.
GCAACAGACACCUGUAACUGCCCUUUCCUUUCUAGAGGAUCCACAAGCAGAAAGGAGGAGCUCAAAGAGACAACGGCUUCAGGUGUGAGCUGGGCUGAAUUUGCUCAAACAGACAUGGACAAGGGAGAGAGGGACUGUUCCUCCGGGGAGUAUUUUGUGCAGAGGGAGGUUCUGGAUGAGUUGCGUCUGGAUGAAGUGGCACAAAAAGGGACGUGGUCCACUAAACCAACCCUGGGUGAACGGGUGAAAGAGUCCCUGAGGUGUUCAGUGCCCAGGCUGAGGCACUCUGUGUUGAGCUGGGUGCCCGUUCUCGGCUGGUUGCCUGGCUACUCCAUCAGAGAAAAUGCCAUAGGGGACCUGAUCUCUGGCCUCAGUGUGGGCAUCAUGCAUCUGCCGCAGGGCAUGGCUUAUGCUCUUCUGGCUUCCUUACGCCCUGUGUUUGGCCUGUACACAUCCCUCUACCCGGUGCUGGUCUACUUCAUCUUUGGUACUUCCAGACACAACUCCAUAGGUACGUUUGCUGUGAUCAGCAUCAUGAUUGGGAGUGUGACGGAAAGGCUGGCACCCGACAGUAACUUUAUUGUAAAUGGCACCAAUGGGACAGAAAGUGUGAACAUCGAUGCACGGGAUGCCUUCAGAGUACAGAUAGCAUGUUCCCUCACAGUCUUGGCAGGAAUCUUUCAGUUCCUGCUAGGUGUGGUGAGGUUUGGUUUCGUGGUCACCUACCUGUCUGAGCCGCUGGUUCGUGGCUACACUACAGGGUCAGCAUGUCAUGUAUGUGUCUCACAGCUCAAGUACCUGUUUGGAGUGAAACUGUCUCGAUUCACCGGUCCUCUCUCCCUUAUCUAUACUCUGGUGGAAAUCUGCCGACUGCUGCCUCAGACUAAGGUGCCGGAGCUGGUGGUCAGCCUGGUGGCACUUGCUGUACUCAUUGUAGUCAAAGAAAUCAAUACCUGCUACAGACAGAAGCUGCCUCUGCCCAUCCCUAUAGAACUCAUAGUUAUUGUAGCAGCAACAAUCAUCACCCACUUCUGUGGACUUACGAGUAAAUACAGCAUUGAUGUGGUUGGAGAGAUACCCAGUGGGCUCAAGGCCCCUCGAGCUCCAGAUACCACUUUGUUCUCAGAGGUGAUAGGUGAUGCUUUUGCCGUGGCCAUUGUGAGCUAUGCCAUCACCAUUUCCCUUGGCAAAACAUUUGCCCUCAAACAUGGCUACAACGUGGACAGCAACCAGGAGCUGGUUGCUCUGGGUCUUAGUAACACCGUUGGUGGCUUUUUCCAGUGUUACUCAGUGACAUCCUCAUUGUCUCGCAGCCUUGUCCAGGAGAGCACAGGGGGCAAGACACAAGUUGCGGGAGUGAUUUCGUCUAUCAUUGUGCUGAUCACAGUUUUGAAAAUAGGUGCUCUCUUUGAAGAUCUCCCCAAGGCUGUCUUAUCUACAAUAGUGUUUGUGAAUUUGAAAGGAAUGUUUAAGCAGUUCAUGGACGUGCCUAUGCUGUGGAAGACCAACAAGGUUGAUCUGCUGGUGUGGCUGGUAACAUUAAUAAGCACCAUCCUGCUCAACCUGGACCUGGGUCUGGCUGUUUCCAUUGGCUUUUCCAUGCUCACUUUCAUUUUCAGAACACAACUACCCCGUUACUCUAUCUUGGGCCAUGUGCCAGGCACUGACUUGUAUCUGGAAACAGACACCUACAAGGAGGCUAAAGAGAUUCCAGGAAUUAAAAUCUUCCGUUCAUCUACAACUAUCUACUACACAAAUGCUGAGAUGUACUUGGAGGCCCUGCAAGAGAAGAGCGGAAUUGAAAUCGGGAAGCUGCUGACGGCAAAGAAGACACGAGACGCGGAGCUGAAGCGUAAACAAGAGAAAGAGAAAAAGAAAGCGAAAAAGGAGGCAAAGAAACAAAACAAAGCAGUCAGCCACCUGUCCAAUGGCACAUUCUCUUUGAAGGAGUCAGAGAUGAAUGAGGGACAAGUCUUUGCUGGACUGAGGGUACAGGGUCAAGGGAAUGGUGCAACCUUAAGCCCGACAGAGACCUCUACAAAUAGCCUUAGUAAAGGACAAGUAAACUGGGCUUACCAACAUGACACAACCAUGCUGGACUCAGAUUCAGAUACGGGUUGCCAAGGUGAUGACAGCAUCAACCAGGUAUCUCACCAUGGUGAUGAGGAGAAGGGAAGGGCCUGCGGAUCAGGCACGCACAGCAUAAUCCUGGACAUUUCAACAACCAGCUUUGUGGACACAGUUGCUGUGAAUACAUUGAAAAAUGUUUUCAGGGACUUUGGGGCGAUUGAUUUGGACAUCUAUCUAGCAGGCUGCCAAGCCUGUGUUGUGGAGCAGCUGGAGAUUGCAGGUUUCUUCUCAGAGUCCAUCAGAAAGAGCAGGUUGUUUGUCACAGUUCAUGAUGCAGUGCUUCAUAUUCUCAAGAAACGGGGGCAGACAGACUUCAUACUUGAUGUUUCCUGCAACACCCAGAUGUAACCAUCAGGGGUCAGACUGUUCCAACUCUCGCCAUCUUCCUCCUCCUCCUCUUCUUAGGCUGCUGACUGUUCCAUUGCUCACUAUUGGUCAUCGUUGUCUCCUCCCCCUUUCGGUGGAGAAGAAUGCACCACAUUGACAUGGCGGCUGGUUGCCAUGGAAAUACAGGGAGCCGUUGCUAUGGCAACAGGCUUUUUAUGAUAUCGCCUAAUGAGAUACCCAGCAAUACGUCAUUGCAGCUCUCUCGAUCUGUGGUGUGUGUGUGUGUGUGUGUGUGUGUGUGUGUGUGCGUGACAGACAGAGAAGGGGCGGGGGAUGAGUGGGAGAAUGUAACAUUGGACUAAUAGGAAUCUGUAUUUAUAGCCUGUAUGAGAGAGUAGAGAGUGAGUGAAAGGUUGACUGUAAUGGGAAACCCGUGUGAGAGGUAUUGUUGUGAACAGACGGGCCACGAUGCGUGUGUAUCUGUCUGUCGGUCGAUCUGUAUUCUUGAAUCAAUGCAGUUGGCCCUCCUGUUCUUUCAGAAAACGAAAGCCACAUGUCUUCCACAACAAAUCAAUAGAAUGUAAAUAUUUGUUAUUGAUAUAGCCAGGCCAUGCCCUUUGGAGGGGUUCUUAAUCCUUACAUUACCACCCAUUUGCUCCAGAAGCCUGCAUGAAAGAGCCUAAAUGCAGAUAUGGUGGAUAAGUUUAAUAGGUGUAACAUUUUAUCAGAGCAGCAGGUUUUAAACACAGCGUGGGUGUAUUUAUAGUCAGUAUUCACAUGUCUGAUUCCUUUGACAACUUAAGCUCCAUUCUAUUUUUGGGAUCCAGUCUCAUGUUAUCAUCUAUCAUAACUAUCUAGCAUUUGCUAAACACUCUAUUGCAAUAUAUGCUACAUGUUUCAUAUGAAUAUAAUUGAUUUGGAUAGCCCACCUGAAUAUUUUUGCUGUCAGCCAUAAAAAGUUUUGUUUUUAUUAUUUUUUACUUUGAGAAAUGUGUUAGAGAGCACAGAAUGUUUAGAAGGCCUGCAAGACAGUUCAAUUUAUGUGCAAUUCUGUUGGUUGGAAAAAUGAGUCCUA